Molecule: messenger RNA, 1298 nt
Organism: Arabidopsis thaliana (thale cress)
Lineage: Eukaryota; Viridiplantae; Streptophyta; Magnoliopsida; Brassicales; Brassicaceae
Product: alpha/beta-Hydrolases superfamily protein
Exons: 1
Coding region: 175-1149 (324 amino acids)
Molecular function (GO): hydrolase activity; carboxylesterase activity
Source: RefSeq, marked reviewed
GACCACAAAUAAUCCGUAUAUUCAUCCUAAUCACAACUUAAGCUCCAUUAAACGUAAAACAGUUACACACAACAACAACAACAAAAAAGUAAGAAAAGAAACGAAAAAAAUCCUAAACAUUUCUUCUUAGGUCAAAGUUAACUUCCUCUUAAUCACGCAAUUAAUCAUAAAACCAUGUCACGUGACUCUCCUCCCGCAUUUGAUCCAUACAAACACCUCAACAUAACAAUCAACCCCAACGGCUCUUGCACGCGCCAUUUCGUUUGGCCGAGGGUUGAACCCGACCCGGAUCCAUGCCCCGGCAAGCUCGCCGCUUCCAAAGACGUAACCAUUAACCACGAAACCGGCGUGUCCGUACGUAUUUUCCGACCAACUAAUCUACCAUCCAAUGAUAACGCCGUGGCUCGUCUCCCAAUCAUCAUCCAUCUCCACGGCUCCGGUUGGAUCCUUUACCCGGCCAAUUCUGCCGCAAAUGACCGUUGUUGCUCUCAAAUGGCCAGUGAGUUAACAGUGAUUGUUGUCUCCGUACACUAUCGUUUGCCUCCGGAGCAUAGACUCCCAGCUCAAUACGACGACGCAUUAGAUGCUCUGCUUUGGGUCAAACAACAAGUCGUUGACUCAACCAACGGCGAGCCGUGGCUUAAGGACUACGCCGAUUUCUCACGGUGUUACAUAUGCGGUUCGAGUAACGGCGCUAACAUCGCUUUCCAAUUGGCACUGAGAUCGUUAGACCACGAUUUAACGCCGUUACAAAUCGACGGUUGCGUGUUUUACCAACCGCUUUUUGGCGGUAAAACGAGGACAAAAUCGGAGCUUAAGAAUUUCGCCGACCCGGUAAUGCCGGUUCCUGCGGUUGACGCCAUGUGGGAACUAUCUUUGCCGGUAGGUGUUGAUCGGGAUCAUAGGUACUGUAAUCCAUUGGGUUACUUGCCGCAAAAGGAGAAAGUUGGACGGCUUGGACGGUGUUUGGUGAUCGGUUACGGCGGAGACACGUCGUUGGAUCGACAACAAGAUUUCGUGAAUUUGUUGGUUGCAGCUGGAGUUAGGGUUGAAGCAAGGUUUGACGACGCCGGUUUCCAUAGCAUCGAGCUGGUCGAUCCACGACGAGCCGUCGCUCUUCUUAAUAUGAUUAGAGAUUUUAUAAGUUGAUUAUUCUUUUCAAGUUUUCAUCUAAGCAUUCUAUAACCGUUAAUUUUCUCAUUUUCUAUUUUGUAUACAUAUGACAUUUUACAUUGAACGUUGUUACAUAGCACAAAUGUUACUUCUUUUGUGUUUUUUGAUAAAAUGUUAACAUUGUU